Messenger RNA from Drosophila montana, 5520 nucleotides. Its product is annotated as C2 domain-containing protein 5. The record is from RefSeq and is a predicted model, not a curated record. Gene Ontology annotation, cellular component: plasma membrane. The coding region runs from base 133 to 4947 and encodes 1604 amino acids. Gene Ontology annotation, biological process: protein localization to plasma membrane; positive regulation of protein targeting to membrane; intracellular protein transmembrane transport. The transcript is spliced from 10 exons. Gene Ontology annotation, molecular function: calcium ion binding; calcium-dependent phospholipid binding. NCBI's taxonomy places the organism in Eukaryota, Metazoa, Arthropoda, Insecta, Diptera, Drosophilidae.
AAAUGAAAAACAUUACUUAAACUAAUAGAAUACAACGUUCAAUUUGACAUAUUUGGCGAAAAGGGCACACACUGUGUGCUGGUUGUGCGGGGCAGUCUACGAAUUUUGUGAGUUUCGUCAGCAGCCAAUAAAAUGCCAGGCAAGGUGGGCGUCAAAAUAAAGGCUGCGCGUAAUCUGCCAGUGAUGGACAAGAGCAGCGAGACAACCGACGCAUUUGUGGAAAUUAAGCUGGCUAAUAAGGAGCACAAAACCGAGGUAUUUCGGAAAAGUCUUAAUCCGACAUGGAACACCGAUUGGUUUCGCUUUGAGGUCGAUGACGCCGAGCUGCAGGACGAGCCACUGCAAAUACGUCUUAUGGACUAUGACACCUAUUCGGCAAAUGAUGCGAUUGGCAAGGUUAACAUAAGUCUUAAUCCGCUGUGCCUGGAGAGCUCUAGUCAGUCGGGCCAUGGUAAGGGCACCGUGCUCUCUGGCUGGAUACCCGUCUUCGACACAAUGCAUGGCAUACGCGGUGAAAUAAACGUUAUUGUCAAAGUAGAUCUGUUCUCCGAUGUCAACAAGUUCCGACAGAGCUCGUGUGGUAUUCCCUUCUUCCACUCACAAUGUGUUCCCUUUGGGUUUCGUGCGCAGGUCAUACAUGGCUUUGUCGAGGAGCUGGUCAUCAAUGAUGAUCCGGAAUAUCAAUGGAUUGACAAGAUACGUACACCGCGCGCUUCCAACGAGGCACGUCAGGUUGUUUUUCUCAAGCUGUCCGGUCAGGUGCAGCGAAAGAUGGGGUUGAAGGCCAUUAAUAUGGGCGCCAAUGCUGUCAUUGGUUAUACGCAAUGCUUUGACCUGGAGGGCGAUGUGGGCGUUGUCGCACGUGGCGUCGGCACAGCUGUAACACUGAUAAAAGACACCAGUAGCAGCCAGCCAACCAGCGCGGAUGUAGCACUAAUCGAAGACACACAUAGAACUCAAAAGUAUUUAGAUUUUCUAAACUGCACCGGCGGCAGCAGCGCUAGCCUGCCGCUGUCCGGCCGUUCGCCACAGUAUCGUCUUAAUAUAUAUAAACAGCCCAGUGUGAGUGCCAGAUCGGCGGCAGCAGCAGCAGCGGCGGCGGCAACGUUGUUCUAUUUGGAGAGCGGCAGCAGCGAUACGGAGGAUGGGGAUGUCAUGCAGAAUUUGUUGAGGCAGGAAGAUGAACGUGGGGAGCCGACGCGGGAGAAGAAGCUGCGACAUCGCAUGCACCGUUUGACAUUGUCCUCACGGAAUGUUUUCAGCGAGAAAUACGCCACGCUUUUGCGUCGCAUGGAGCCCAAGAUACCAGAGAAUGCCACUCAAUCACUAAGCAGUUUAUUUGGUGGAGCCGCACCAAGUAGCAAGCGUCAUCGCAAAUCACGCAACUCGAUGGGCAAGCGGUCAACGCAGGCAAUAACCCGUUCCAUAAGUGAUAAUACAGGCGCAGGGCCAACCAUGUGCCUACUAGCGGUUCCACAGCUGCCCGAGUAUCAAGAGAACACUCGCUCGGCACCGGAUCUGGAGAUGGAUCUAUUUCAGCGUAAGUCCACGUGCUCCACGGACUCAACGGAGUCGUUGUCAAUAACUGAAACGCUUGCCACAGGCAUUGACAGUGCAGCCGCAGAAGCGUCCAGCGAAGAUGAAGAAGAGCAAGACGAACGGUUCGAAGAUGAUAAUUUGCAGGAUAACUGGAUUAGGCCCGGCGAGACGCGCAGCUGUGAGAACAGCCAAUUAGACUUGAAACCCAAGCGACACACACUUUUUGAGGAUCUGAAGGGUUUUUCACGUCGUCUGCAGAAACUGAUGCACUUGAUGCCCAGACAGUCAAUACUGCCCAAGCGUGCCCUGCUGCUUGCCACUGCUGCACUGGAGCCGUCACUGGAGCGCAAGUCAUAUUAUAGUUCACAGCCGGAGCUGCCCACGAGCAGUGCCAUGGAUUGGCCCUGUGCAAAUCUGAGUGCAUUCUCAUCCAUGCUGCAGCUGAAUCAUUUGCCCAGCUAUGAAUCCACGCUUAGCCAUUUUGUUAGCGUUAGUUGUCUAGAUGCUGCACCAUUAGUAGACUUUGAUACCCGUGCACCAUCAGCAUCACCCCCAGCAGCAGCGCCAUCAUCAAUAGCUCCGAACACGUUGCUGCCUGUUGCGCCCGUGCUGUGUAUUUGCCCCUCGACACCCACUCCAACUGAAUCCGACAAUAGCUCACAGCUAUCGCCUACACAGACGCGAGCCUUUGAAUAUUAUGAUCCUCCCGUUUUUAGACUAGAUCAUGUUGUAAAUAUUUCUAAUAGUACUAACCAUAGUAACAACAAUAAUAAAUCAUCAUUGCUUGCUCCAUGCUAUUCUGUUUCGCCAUUUGCCAUACAAAACCAACAACAACGCUCAACUAGGUCCAGCAGCGAUCUUCAGCAGCUUCAGCAGCAGCAGCAGCCCCAACAGCAGCAACAGACGCCGGCACAGGGCGUGCUCAUUCCCACAACCAUUACGACAAUCGAGAGUAAUGCGAGUGGGAAAAGGUUUGCAUCGCCGGUUAGCAGCAAUCGCAUGAAGCUAACGCCUAGUCCAUCCAAGAGCGGAAAUUCGGGCGGUGGCAAUGCAGACAGCGCAUCCACAUCCACCACCUCAACAGCCACCACAAUGGUGCAGACCAAAGAGCUGGGUGAGAUCUGUCGUCGCUCAUCCGACUCUGAUCUGAGCGUAACGCCAAAGGGCAACUCCAUUUGCGUGGCAAGCGAGCGUUUGGUUGCGGCCACGGCCAUGAUGCGCCUAACCACACCCACAGUGGGCAGCAAGGCAACGGAUAGUCUAGAUAUGCUGGAAUACCCAUUCCUAACUAUGACCAAAUAUCCAACUGGCUUCAUACUGCACCUGGGCGCAACUGUAGCGGCCAGGUCGGUGAAACUCUUAGAACGUGUGCCCAAUCCCGAUGAGCCUGAGGUACGUGACAGCUGGUGGACUGAGCUGCGCAUGGAAAUUCGCUCUCAUGCCCGUUCUUUGGGCUGUAACGUGGUGCUAGGUUACAUGGAGUCGACAACAAUAUCUGAAGAUGUGUGCGUUUUGUCUGCCACAGGCACCGCAGCAGUCAUCAACAUGGUCUUUAAACGGUCCGUUUCGCAAACGGAUAUUUUUGCCAUAUCCAAGGCAAGCAACAAUAUGGCUGCUAUGUCCAAUUCGCUGGAGGAGCGCGAGGCAAACGGCAGUGUUAGUGAGGCAGCAGCCUCUAGCAAGGACGGCAGCUCAUUGGCUACAGCUAAUGGGUCGGGUUCGGCAAGCAAGCGCUACGGCUUGCCAGCUCCCAGUGCACCACGCAAAACUUGUGCCAUCUGCCAUGUGCCAUACAACCUGAGCUCGGUGAAGAUGAAGAAGUGCGCCAUUUGCCGCAAGGGCCGGGUGCCAGAUGUCCUGCUGGCCACGCUGGAGGUUCCAGAGUUCAUACAGGUAACUGGACGCGGCUGCUUCAUGCAGGCCCAAGUCGUCCGCGCUAAGCGGGAUUUGCGUGCCGAACUGAAUGCCAAAGAUAUUUCCGAUGGAUUGCCCUUUCUGGAAUACGAGCUACACCGUGUGCUAAUUAAUAAGCUGAAGGCCAAGGGCAUGAAUGCCAUUUUUGGACUGCGCACCCAGGUGGCCAUCGGCGAGCGAAUGAUAGCGCUAAUUGCCACGGGUACAGCUCUCUUUCUGACUGCGCUCCCCGUGCCGCUGGUGCCUAAAAUUGUUGCAGGUAACUCUUGGACGGACAAGCAAAAACUCAACGAACUACAGAAAAAGCUGCACGAGACAUUUGAGCGCAACCAAGAGAUUUAUCAGUUAAAAAGCAUGGAUCCUGACAUAGUCAGCGCUAGUGGUGCCGCGGGAGAAAAGCAUUCGGAUACUGAUGAUUCGGAUGAUGAGGAAAUGAAUGAAAUCGAUUUGAACUGCGGAAACAAAGAGAUGUGUGUACUAGAAGUUGAUGAUAUUGAGGAUUUAGAAAUUAUAUCGCUGCUCAUGGAACCAUAUCCACCUGAGGGCUUUCAUGUCGUAAACACGCAACAGGUGCCAGGUAUGCUGGAGCUGGAUGGUGUUAAAAACCUUCAAAUGUUUACGCAAGUGUGGCGUGCUCGCCUCGAGGUGGGCCAAAGCGUAAAUGGAUUUCCAAAACACUUUCAACGACUUCUACAGACCAUCUAUUUUAAGCUGCGCACAAUGAUACCCUGUGCAAUAUGCGAUCUGCGUUUUAGAUUGGAUUUGCCUGAAACGGACCAAAUCCAAUUGCUUGUCACUGGCAUGGCCAUGGGUCUGAGCGAUGCCAACAAAAUGAAAUAUCGACGCCGGGGAGCUCCGGUGGCACUGCUGCAGAAUGGCUUCAAUGAUGCCGCAACGCAGCCAGUGGCCGCUGUCCAUGAAACCCAAUCGCAGCCUGAACUAAAUGGCAAGCGAAUGCUGCAAGAAGAGGAUUACAUUUUUCCGCUGGAUGAAGAUCAAAUGGUCGAUACUCCCACACCGACCAGCUCAGCAAUACCUCCAUUCGGCAUGAGUUCUUUCAAAGUGCGAAAGACUUCGCCAUCGCGAUUAAAUAAUUUAGCGACAGCUUUGCCGCCAGCCAAGCCGCUCAACACGGCACCAGCGCCGCGCAAUCGCUAUUUCCCGCUACGCGAUCGUCAUGGAGUGGACUUGACUCCACUUAGCUUCAUACCAGGUGGACGGAUUGAAAAGUAUUUGGGCAACCUGAACUUCUUCUUCAUUAGGGAGAGUACCUCCAUUCGCGAAUAUGGUGGCAUUAGCGGAUUCGUGCAUGGCUUCAUCACUGAGCUGCUGGCCGUGGUGCGCGCCCAUAUUGCUUCACUAGGAGGUAAUGCGAUGGUCUCCUUUUAUUUGACCGAACUGAUGUUAUUUGAUAAUCAGCACAAGAAUCAGGGUCAGUGCCUGAUUAGCAUCGGUGGCGAUGCUGUCUAUGUCAGCUACUAUGCCGAUGACUGAUAUACACGUUUGCGGGGUAUAUAGCGCCUGUUUUACGCCAAUCGCCCCAAAAGUCUGUACUACUAAAACUCUCUUUUGUUGUCUCUCUUUCUCUCUAUGGAUGCUAACUCCAUUUCAACUCUCUGGUUCAGCGCGAUAUGGCCUGACCUGUUGACAGGCCCAACGUAUACGAGUGCUUGUUGACUUAAAUAUGUAAUACAGAUAUAGGGUAAUCGGUACUUACUGUAACGCCUAUAUAUAUAGUUAAAAUCAAUAUGCAAUAUCGGAACUGUGACUUGACUUUCGACAUGUAGAAUGAAUUUUUCUUGUCUUGUUAUUUGUUUGCUUACUGUUUAAAGCUUAGCUACUUGCAAUUUUCGUAACCAUAGUUUGUACAUAGCCGAGAUGUUUAUUGAAUUUAAAUUUUGAUAGAUAAUUUUUUUCUUUUAUUUUUGUUGUGAGCAAACAGCUCUAAGCAAUACAUUAUACACAAAAAGUGUUAUCAAUUUUGGCAACACACUAUUGAACCACUAACUUAUGUAACAUAUAUCUUUAUAAAUAAUACUAAAUAAUAUGCAAUAUUUGAAAUUAGAA